Melozone crissalis (California towhee) is the source of this 621-nucleotide messenger RNA. Its product is annotated as bcl-2-binding component 3, isoforms 3/4-like. Bases 1 to 621 code for a protein of 206 amino acids. The transcript is spliced from 2 exons. Lineage: Eukaryota; Metazoa; Chordata; Aves; Passeriformes; Passerellidae. The record is from RefSeq and is a predicted model, not a curated record.
AUGUGGGCGGCUCAAGCCCGGAGCCCUCAGAGCCCGGCCUGGGGCUCGGCCUGCGGGGCCGGGGGUGCCGGGGCUGCGUGGGCCGGGCCGGGGCCGCGGCCGCGCUUCCUCCGAUUGUUCUGCUCGCCGGAGCGGGGCGGGGACACGACAGGGACACAGCGGGGACACAGCGGGGACAGCGACCCCCGAGAGCUGCGUGCGGGCAUCGCCCCCAGCCCCAAGCAGCUCCGGCGGGACAGCGCGGCCGGGCCGGGGCGGCGCCGGGCGGGCGGGGGGGCUGGGCCCGGCGGGCGGGCGCUCGGCGAACCCGCAGCGAUCCCUCAGAGAUCCCGCAGCGAUCCCUCAGAGAUCCCGCAGCGAUCCCCGCGGCUCGCAGCGCGGCCGGCACCGCACGGAGCGGCCGCUUCGCCUCGCCUCGCGUCGCUCGCCGUCGGUGCCGUGUGCGCGCAGCGGCGGCGGCGGCGCCGGGCGGGCCCCGACGGGACGGGGCUGCGGGGGAUGCGCGGAGCAGCACGGCCCGCGGCGGGCCCCGGUGGCCGCCCCCCGAACCCCGCUGCCCGCGGGCGGGCGCCGGGGACGGCCCGAGCCCGGCUCGGGGGGGGCCGCGCCGCCGCCCCCUGA